UCCUCCGCCUUCGGGCGGAGCCGCGAGCCGCAGCUCCUUUUCUCAGCCUCCUCCCUCGAAGAAGAAAGCCUGACUUCCGGUGCUUCAACAUGGCGGCGGGAGAGUCGAGCCGGAAGGUGGAGCUCUGGCUGGAUGUCCCCUUCCCGUCGGAGCGCGAGGCGUCCAUCGCUCUGCGCGCGCUGUCCCCGGACCGGGAGCCGCGCAGGGGCGGGAUCAGCAAGACGCUGAGCGUCUCCGAGACCACGCUGUCCGUCAGGUGGACUGCGGACGAGGCUCGGAUCCUGCGCGUCUCCGUCUCGUCCUUCCUGGACCACCUGUCCCUGGUCCUGCAGACCAUGCAGAGCUUCGGCCCUCCUGUGGAGGUCUGAGGGUCCAGGACCAGGACCAGGACCAGGACCAGGACCCGGCUGGAGCGAUGGAAGGACUGAAGGAAUCAAACCACUUUUAUUUUGAAGUUUGAUUUUCAGCUUGAUGAUUGAAAAAAAAAAAACCAAAACAUUUUAUUCUUUUUCUUUUUCUUCACUGAAUCGAUUUUCUGGAAUAAAAACUUCAAACUGA
Salarias fasciatus (jewelled blenny) is the source of this 558-nucleotide messenger RNA. RefSeq names its product L antigen family member 3 (gene lage3). The record is from RefSeq and is a predicted model, not a curated record. Gene Ontology annotation, cellular component: EKC/KEOPS complex. Lineage: Eukaryota; Metazoa; Chordata; Actinopteri; Blenniiformes; Blenniidae. The transcript is spliced from 3 exons. The coding region runs from base 90 to 368 and encodes 92 amino acids.